Molecule: messenger RNA, 778 nt
Organism: Tripterygium wilfordii
Lineage: Eukaryota; Viridiplantae; Streptophyta; Magnoliopsida; Celastrales; Celastraceae
Product: universal stress protein PHOS32
Exons: 4
Coding region: 143-631 (162 amino acids)
Source: RefSeq, a predicted model, not a curated record
ACUAGCUUCAAACAUCUCGUGCUAAGGAAACGAAGCUAAACCCCACAUAGCGAUCAUAAUUCACACGCAAAGCUUCUGCUCUUCUGAUACAAGAAAAGACUAGUUUCAGAUAAAUUGCAGGGAAAGGAGGAGGAGAACAAAAAUGGCUGGAGAUAGGAGUAUUGGUGUGGCCAUGGACUUCUCUUCGAGCAGCAAGAGCGCUCUCAAAUGGGCUAUUGACAACUUGGCUGAUAAGGGUGAUACCCUUUACAUCAUCCAUAUCAAUCCCAACUCACUCGAUGAGUCUCGCAACACCCUCUGGGCUAAAUCUGGUUCUCCCCUGAUUCCAUUGGCCGAGUUCAGAGAGCCAGAGAUCAUGAAGAAGUACGGUGUCAAGACAGACGUCGAAGUUCUUGAUACUCUUGAUACUGCUUCACGACAAAAAGAGAUUAAAAUUAUUACAAAAGUGUAUUGGGGAGGAGAUGCCAGAGAGAAGCUGCUUGAUGCAAUUGAAGAUCUGAAGCUGGACUCUCUGGUUAUGGGAAGCAGAGGACUUGGCAGCGUCCAAAGGAUAUUGUUGGGGAGUGUGAGCAGUUAUGUGAUGACAAAUGCCCCAUGCCCAGUCACCAUUGUCAAGGAAAAAAAGCACUGAUCACAGUUUUUUUAUUUUAAUGUAUGGAUCAUGAUCUUCAGUUUUAUGCAUCUGAUGGUAUGAUGAAUAAUAAUGUAAUAUUUGGUUCGCCAGAACUCAAUCUCCGGAAUAAACUAAUAAAUUAUCUAUUAUUUCUGCAUUGGUGAA